AUGAUUAACGAAGGCAGUUGUCUACCGCAACUUCUUUAUCCAACGGCUGCAACAGCAACAGCAACUGCUACUAAUCCAUUAAUUAAUGCUUUAAAUGGCUUGCAAAAUACUGCAGCUUUGACUGGAACAGGUCAAGUGAAUGCGUCGCAAACUCAACAACAGUAUAUCGAUUAUGCGACGUUAGCUGCGGUUGCAGCGGCUGGUGGCACAGCUGCUACUGCGGCACAGAAUCCAUUCUCGCUUCAUCCAACUGUAUCAGCAGCUGGUACCAUGGGAUUGGAACAGUAUGCUUAUACACCAUAUGGUUUGGUACCAACAAGCAGCUAUGCAGCUCAAUUAAGCGCAGCGCAAUCGCAGUUAGCUGCGGUAACACAGCAACAAGUUGCCUUGGAGCAUCAACGUGUAUGA
This is a messenger RNA of Thelazia callipaeda (thelaziosis nematode), 408 nucleotides long. The record is from the annotation of a GenBank genome assembly. Lineage: Eukaryota; Metazoa; Nematoda; Chromadorea; Rhabditida; Thelaziidae.